AUGUACUGCGGGGACGAAGUCGGCGCGUUCAUCGGGGACGUCGGGUCUCUUACCGCCAAGUUCGGCUAUGCGGGGGAAGACACACCCAACUUGGUCUUCCCAUCAUGCAUGGGGGUGCGUCCGGCAACCAACGAGCGCAUCGUGGGCCACAGUGCACUGUCCAGCUGCCACGACAUCACAGCGUUGCCUCGAGCGAUCAGUACCUUGGAAGACAAGACCAACUACAAUUGGGACGUGAUGGAGAAGCUUUGGCUGCACGCGUUCGAGGAAUCUCACGUCGAUCCCACCCAACAUGCUGUGUUGACGUGUCUCUCGCCGUUCGACAUGCAUGAGAGUGUGUCGUACAUGGAGCUCAUGUUUGAAAAGUUCAAUGCCCCAGCUUUCUACGUGGCGAAAGAUGCAGUGCUGAAUGCGUUUUCGUUUGGCAAGUCGACUGCACUCGUGUGCGAUGUGGGCGCUAGCUCCAUGCGGGUAGUUCCUGUCGUGGAAGGGUUCACGUUAAAGGGAUCAUCGUUUCGAUCGACUGCGGGAGGGGAAGCAUUGACAAACCAGCUUCUCUCCGUCCUCCACGACAAACACCACGUUGAGAUCCACCCUGGCGCUCGCAAGUACGCUGCUGUGGAUGGUAGCGGUCCUGCGCUCCACCGACCAUUGGCAUCUGUGUCCAACGAGUACCGCAACUAUCGCAUUUUGGAGAUUGUCCGCGACAUCAAGGAAUCGCUAUGUCAGAUGCCCGAAACGACUCUCCAAGAGGAUCUUGCCGAGAGCGUUGCGCCAGAGCACUACGAACUUCCCGAUGGAACCGUCGUCACACUCGGCAGCGAGCGAUUCCGCAUUCCCGAAAAGCUCUUCCACCCGGAUGUCAUUGCGGCCGACUCGACGACCGUCGACAGCUCGUCCAAGGGGCUUCACCGGAUGGUAUACAACUCUGUGCAAAGCAGUGACGUUGACGUGCGUAAAGACCUACUCUACAACAUCGUGUUGUGCGGCGGUGGUAGUGGCCUUCCUGGUCUCACAGAGAGAUUACACUGGGAGGUGUCGCAAUUGGUGCCGUCGGCAACCUACAAGGUGCGACUGACCCAAGUGUCGGCGAUCGAGAAGAAGUUCAGUGCGUGGAUCGGCGGCAGCAUCCUGGCGUCUCUCGGAUCGUUCCAGCAACUGUGGGUCUCCAAGCGCGAGUUUGACGAGUACGGCGCCGACGCCAUGGCCGCGUCGCGAUUCUUGUGAUAGAACUGCAAUGCACGCCCCCAGGUGUAUCCAGAAUUAAGUUAUUCGCGCCGUAUUCGCCAAAUUUUGCACCUCC
This is a messenger RNA of Aphanomyces invadans, 1303 nucleotides long. RefSeq lists its product as hypothetical. The record is from RefSeq and is a predicted model, not a curated record. The coding region runs from base 1 to 1227 and encodes 408 amino acids. NCBI's taxonomy places the organism in Eukaryota, Oomycota, Saprolegniomycetes, Saprolegniales, Verrucalvaceae. The transcript has a single exon.